AAAUUGCAUUUUAAAUCUUGAAAAUAAUGCAUUUGAAAAAAAAAGUUGGAUCACCACAAGACGCAAGUUGGCGCUAUUUAAUGCGAGUUGACAGCAAACUACUCGCUCGAGUAGACGUCCACCUGGGAAAAAAGAUACAAAAGCACAUAAUGUCUGAGAAAGUGCGCCAGAGAAGAAGCUCACGUUUACAACAACGAAAAUCAUCUGAUGACAAAGAUGAUGUAACUAGUAACAACAGAGGAGACGCUCCAGAUGGCAUUAAUCACGAUUCCUCAACAACUACCGCCACCAAAGACAAGCAUUCCGAAGAAGAGUCAUUCCAGACCGAUCAAUCAGAAGAUGAAACGUUAGAAGAUGAAGCGGUUACUGCAGAUGUUUUGACAUGGUUUCUGAAGACACUGAGCUUAGUUGUUGGUACUGCUUUGGUGAUUCUUAUUGGUUAUCAUUACAGCCUGUACAUUUGGACGUUGCAUGAGAACAGGCUUUGGUUUUCAAAGAUAAUGGAAGUUGAACGAGAGAUUUCAUUUCGGACAGAAGCAGGUCUUUACUAUUCCUACUACAAGCAAAUGGUACUUAGUCCAUCUAUAUCAGAAGGUUUAUAUGAUCUCAUAAAUGAUAACAACACCGAGAGUUGGCGUACUAUCAACAUCUUGAACCGGUUUAAUGUUUACCAAGAAGUGUUCCUUGCUUCUGUGUACAGAAUUUUUUCCCUCAAGAGCGUCAUUGAGCCUAUAUUUUUCUACAUCAAUGCAGUAUUUGCCUUACAUGGAGUCUACAUAAUUGCUCUGUAUGUGAUGGCUUGGCUUCUGUCGGGGUCUUGGCUUAGUGGUGUACUUGCCGCGGCUUUAUAUAUUUUCAACAAAGAUGAUACAACUAGAGUUGAAUACACUAUUCCUUUGAGGGAAAGUUUUGCUCUGCCUUUCAUGAGCCUUCAAAUGAUGUUCAUCACCUAUUACCUCCGACCACACAUUUCCAGAAAUGCUCAGAUUGUUUCAUUAGCUGGUAUCACUUUGUGUUCUUUCCUGUUUGUUUUAACUUGGCAAUUUGCCCAGUUUGUGUUUCUGCUGCAAGCUAUGGCAUUCUAUGGUACAGUGACACUUGGGUUUGUUCCACUAUGUAAGAUCCGUUAUUUGCUGGGGGCUCAAGUUGUAUCUAUUAUCCUAGUGUGUGUUCUGCAGUUUUUUAAUAAGAUGCUCCUUGGAGCUUUAGUGUUGAGUUUCAUUCCUGCUGCCUUAAUUGUUUUACACUUACAAGCCCGUUUUAAUGUGAGGACAAACAUUGGUGUAAAUAUUGCAAAAAUUCUUGCUUAUAUAUUUCUGGUUCUUUUUCUCACCAUCUGCUUUAAUGCAAUAGUGAAGUACCUGAUCAAUUUAGAUGACGAUCAACAUAUUUUCAAAUUUCUUCUUGCGAAAUUUGAGGUUGCAAGUACAAGAGAUUUUGAUGCCCUAUUGUACAAAUGUAAUGGAGCCUUCCAGUUUCUAUCACAUGAUUUCUUUGAGCGGACAUCAAGUCAUCUUCUUUUUCCAAUCUAUUUACCUACCAUAAUAACAAUAUUAGUCUGUGUCUUGAUAUCGGUCCUACAAAGAUGGAGAUUGCCUUUGAAGGAGAAGAUGGAUGAUAAUGAUUGUCAACAUGAACCACUCCUACAGCAACGUCCUGAGUUAGCGUACCACGCCAUCCAGUCAGUAUUCUUUGGAACAUUGGCCCUUACUGUUCUGCGCAUUAAAUAUCUGUGGACACCCCAGAUGUGCGUCUUAGCUGCCGUUGGAGUAGGUGACACACAGGGCUGGAGGCUCUUGAUGAGGAAAAUAGGCAUUACCUCGAAAACAUAUGUUAGUAUCAUUCAACAUGCUGCUACACUCACUGUAAUUGCAUUAUUGGUCUAUUUGUGCUUACCUGAUGCCAUGAGUCAGCUGGGCCUACUAAGAGAAUUCUACGAUCCAGACACAGUUGAACUCAUGGUGUGGAUCAAUCAGCAGACCCCAAAGACCGCUGUGUUUAGUGGCAGCAUGCAGCUUCUAGCCGGGGUGAAGCUGUGUACGGGGAGAAAGCUCACCAAUCAUCCGCAUUACGAGGAUAAAAUGCUACGAGAAAAAACAAGACAAUUGUAUCAGUACUACGGAAGGAGGACACCAAAAGAAGUCUUUGAUAUACAUGAGAAGAUUGGCACAGAUUACAUCAUAUUGGAAGACAGCAUCUGCUAUGCAAGAGCUUCCCCUCAAGGAUGUCGGCUACCAGAUAUCAUUGACAUCACCAAUGGUCAUCUUUAUUCGGGUGCCAUGGCUUCCGAAGAACCCGGCUUAGAGGAUAUCAGUACUUUGCGAUUCUGCGAUGGUAUUCAAGGUGCAUCAGAGAAAUACACUAAAUAUUUCAAAACUGUACUCAAGAAUAAAACAUUUAGAGUAUAUAAAUUAAAUAAAGAUAAACAUAAAAAGAACAGAAAACAAAGCUAACAAGAUGUAAACAUUUUGUGUCCAUGCUACAGGACUGUACCAUUGUCAUAAUGGGUGAUACCAGAAAGCUUUUCAAUUCAGAUUUUAAACAUAUACUCAAAUGGUAAUUGGAAGGUCUUGGGUUUGAAUCCCUAUAUGGAUAAUGCGUUUUUCUAAAAAAAUGUAUUAAUAUCAACAGUGGAGGUUAUCUCAAUACCAAAGUUUCUAUCAUUCCUUGAGAAAAAAUGUCCUAAUUGAAGUACAAGGGUGUAUACUGUACCACUUACUCAUAGCUAAUUUGGUAGAGUAUCUGAAUGGUAAUCGGAAAGUCUUGGGUUCAAAGCCCGAUGGACACAAUAGGUUUUUUAUUAAUAUUGUUACCACCAGUAGAGGUGGAUCUCCAUUACAAAGUUAAUAUGGUGUGCUUUUAUAACAAAUUU
This is a messenger RNA of Anneissia japonica, 2872 nucleotides long. Its product is annotated as probable C-mannosyltransferase DPY19L3. Gene Ontology annotation, molecular function: mannosyltransferase activity. Lineage: Eukaryota; Metazoa; Echinodermata; Crinoidea; Comatulida; Comatulidae. Gene Ontology annotation, cellular component: nuclear inner membrane. The transcript is spliced from 17 exons. The record is from RefSeq and is a predicted model, not a curated record. Bases 27 to 2453 code for a protein of 808 amino acids.